CUUCGUGCUCAAUCGAAUACAUACGAUUUUUUCUAUGGUCAAUGAAAUCAGCGAAAAAUGUAAAUAAUUUGUUAUCACUUGACAUAGUCUUGCAGUAAAUGUUAUUAGAAAUUGUGCUUUUUAAUACUUUCUACUUCGUUUGUUAUAAAGUUAGUCAUUUCCAAUAUGACAAAUAUAUUACAAAAGCUUUCGUCUUUCUUAGGAUAUUGGUAUUUUAGAUACAUGCUUGUUACAGAGUUGUAUAUGGUCGAAAAAUGGGAGAGAAUUUUUAUUAAUACUUUCUUUAUAGUAUUAUUUUUUUCAUUCUUUAUUUUCAACUACAAGGUACUACUUCCAAUUGCAGAAGUAAUGAGUUCCACAUCAUCAUGAGUUCUAUGUCAAAUAUAUAUUUAUUAUAAUUAGAACAGUAAUUUCUAAAACUUGUCAUUUAAUUUUAAUCAAAUAACUUGAUGAUUUCUCAAAGAUUUAACAUUAUACAUAUCCACAAUUACAUUGUAAUUUCCAAAUUUCC
This is a messenger RNA of Vespula pensylvanica (western yellowjacket), 511 nucleotides long. RefSeq lists its product as uncharacterized. The record is from RefSeq and is a predicted model, not a curated record. Bases 166 to 369 code for a protein of 67 amino acids. The transcript has 3 exons. NCBI's taxonomy places the organism in Eukaryota, Metazoa, Arthropoda, Insecta, Hymenoptera, Vespidae.